This is a messenger RNA of Peronospora matthiolae, 504 nucleotides long. NCBI's taxonomy places the organism in Eukaryota, Oomycota, Peronosporomycetes, Peronosporales, Peronosporaceae. The record is from the annotation of a GenBank genome assembly.
AUGUAUCCCAGGACGGGGGAUAGCCGCGCCACCGGACGAGGUAACUCGUCCGACGUCCGUUCACAUCGCGGUGGUUCAACAGCCGCUCAACCAGAUAGAGCUGGCCACCGCGAGAGUCCUCUAAUGGAGGUGGAGGAGGAGGAAAGACGCUCUCCACACGAUCAUGUGGAUCGGUGUGUUCCCGAGAGCUUCUUUGAUCGCGUAACGCAAGGGUUACGCGACGAUCUCGAACAUGAGCGGAAUAGGCGUCUCCAAAUGGCGGACACUGCCUCGAAGCAUCGAGCUGAGUUUGCCUUUGCUCAGCUUGAGAACGAGAGAUCUCUGACAUCUCUUCGUGACGAGCUAAGGGUAGCUCGUGGGAUUGUUGAUCGGUCUCGGGAUGAGAUAGCUGCUCUUCAGACCCUUGUCGAUGCCCACCAUCGGGAGCACAAGGCUCUCUGCGAGAUGCUAGAGCGCAAGGGCGUUCUUCAUCGGAAGAAGCAGCGUACUGAUGGUACGACUUAA